Molecule: messenger RNA, 894 nt
Organism: Rotaria sp. Silwood1
Lineage: Eukaryota; Metazoa; Rotifera; Eurotatoria; Philodinida; Philodinidae
Source: the annotation of a GenBank genome assembly
AUGGAUGGUAUUAUAACGGUACAUGAACCCGAUACAAAGUGGUACAAGAUAUUCUUAUUUGCAUCUAUAGGAGGAUUAUUUCAAAUCAAUUCAUGUGAAUAUAAUGCUGUGGAAGAUUUAUGGUAUAUUAAAGUUCAUGCAACUGAUCAAAGUGAUGAUUUAAUUGCUGAAUAUAUCGAAUAUCAAAAGGAAAAGAUGACUGAAUCAAAUAUUAUAUUAUUCUUUGGUAAUUUACUGAUCGAAAUGGGUGAAUAUGAUAAAGCUCAACGAUAUUUUGAUACAAUUCUUAGUUCAUCAAAUCCAAAUGAUGAAGAAAUUGCUUGUAUAUUUUAUAAUUUUGGUCGUAUACAUCGUUUUCUAGGUAAUUUUUAUCGUACAAUAAAUUCUUAUACGCGUGCAUAUCAAUUACAUAUGAAUGCUCGAUCAAAGCAUAUAGCAAGUGCUGGUAAAACAUUAAAUGAACUCGGACUUCUUUAUUUUGCACAACGUAAUGAGAUCAAGGCUGCAGAAUGUUUUAAACGUGCUAUGCAUUUAUAUAAAAAAAAUAUACUAAGAAAACAUAUUGACGUUGCUGGAACAUUAAUUAAUUUAUGUAAUCUUGAUUGCAGUCGACAAAAUUUUGAACAAGCAUUGAAUAAAUAUCAACAAGCAAAGGAAAUUUAUGAUAAUUCUCUUCCGUUACUUCAUCCAAAUCGAGCAUUACUAAGAGUUAAUUUAGGUAAUAUUCAUUUGACAGCUGGAAAUUAUCAAAUGGCUCUUGAAGACUAUGAAGCGGCAUUAAAAUUACAAGAAGCAUCAUUACCAUCUAAUCAUCCAUAUGUCGCUCGAACAUUACAUAAUUUAGCGAUUGUUCAUACACAUCAAGGAAAUAAGGACAAAGCAAAAAAUAUUUAG